AUGUCCGACUUUAACCCCUCUUCCUCCUCAAAGGGCUUGGUAGAAUCUAUAAAAGCUGUUCAAGAUGCUUUAGAACCCUUACAUCAACGCCCUUUCUCCGAUACGCUAGAUGAAUUGGAAAGUUUGGACAGAGCAAAGAUGGAUAUCUUAUUGGCUUACACGAUAAGUGAUUUACUUUGGAUAUAUCUCAAGAUGAAAGGUCAUGAUCCAUCUUUACACCCAGUCGCAGGUGAAUUGGAAAGGAUAAGGACAUAUUACGAAAAGAUCAAGCUUGUUGAAUCUGGGUCUGAACAAAGGAAAAACAAAGUCGACGUCAAUGCCGCCCGAAGGUUCAUCAAACAUCAUCUUCCCCCUUCAUGCGACCCGACGCUUGACGAGAUGCCCGGUAGAGCAGAGAGGUUCAGAUUCGUAGCUGCCGAUGGAAAAGAGAAGAUGAUUCCCGGUCAAGUGGAAGCUGAAGAUGACGCCAUGAUGGGGAAGCAGGAUGGUACAAGUCAGGUAGAUGAAAGUAUGGACGUCGUCAACGAGAAUGUCGAUAUGAUGGAGGACGUGACGGACACUGCUGCGCCUGUUGAGAACACAUCCACCAAAUCAGUCCAUGUCAGAAAGGGGAGAGCGAGAGCAGAGGAUUAUACUUGA
This is a messenger RNA of Tremella mesenterica DSM 1558, 639 nucleotides long. RefSeq lists its product as uncharacterized. Gene Ontology annotation, biological process: regulation of gene expression; maturation of 5.8S rRNA. Gene Ontology annotation, cellular component: nucleolus; exosome (RNase complex). Gene Ontology annotation, molecular function: DNA binding; RNA binding. The coding region runs from base 1 to 639 and encodes 212 amino acids. The transcript has 4 exons. The record is from RefSeq and is a predicted model, not a curated record. Lineage: Eukaryota; Fungi; Basidiomycota; Tremellomycetes; Tremellales; Tremellaceae.